Molecule: messenger RNA, 4723 nt
Organism: Paramisgurnus dabryanus
Lineage: Eukaryota; Metazoa; Chordata; Actinopteri; Cypriniformes; Cobitidae
Source: RefSeq, a predicted model, not a curated record
AUGGAUGUUUUACCAGAGAUGGAGGAAAGUAUUGGGAGUGGUGAUGAAGACGAUAAAAGAGUUGAGGAUGAGGAUGUGGAAGCUGUUCGGGAAAUAGAGAGAAGUCUGUCUAACACACAGUUACGCCCCAUUGGACACAUUUUAAAGCCAAGACCUCCAUUGGACCUUUCCAAAUGUCCAUCCUCAUACACUCAGAACUCACCAAAGGAGAAACUCAUGCUUGCAAUGGCUGAAAACUUUCGACAGCAGUACGCAUUACUGUACCCUGAUCGCAAACCCCUUCUGCUGUGUCCCCUAAAUGAGUGUGGAGUUCAGAAAUUCGUCAGCACAACCCUGCGGCAUACAUUGCUAGCAUAUCCAGAACUCUAUAGCUGGGAGGGAUGUGCCCAUUUUGUAUCCGAUUACCUCUCCUUGGAGUUAUUGGACCCAGCAUUUAAAAUACCCAAGCAGUUGUCUUCCCCCACCUCGGUUCUGCAAACACAAAGGGGUACCUGUUUUGAGUUCUCCUGCCUGCUGUGUAGUCUCUUGUUGGGCGCGGGAUACAAUGCUUACUGCGUCAGUGGGUACGCCAGUAAAGAGAUGUGUCUUCUCGAUCAGUCACGCCAAGAGUGUCCAUGCCAAGAGCGGCACAUCAUGUCCACGCCACAUCUGCAGCCUCAAGUCCAAGAUAAUGAAGAAGAUCAGAAGAAGAAAAUGAACAAAUACUCUGUCAAACCCCCACCUGAUCUGACGAGCAAAUUCGAGAAGCAUCAGGAGGAGAAGCGAAUUGCAGAGGCCAAAGCAACUGCCCUGAAGAAACAGAAAGAAGCGGAGAAACUUCAGGAGGAGCAAGAACGUCCACCACCAGACCCUCUACUGGGACUGAGGGUUUACAGUUGGGUUCUAGUGCUCCCGGGGAACCGGGAGGUCACCAGGGAGUUCUUUAUUGACCCGCUGACUGGAAAGAGCUACAACACAUUUGAUGAAAACUUCCUGGGUAUAGAGAGCAUUUGGAACCACCAAAACUACUGGGUCAACAUGCAGGAUUGCCGUUUCGGUUGUGCUGAGAUGACCUUUGACUUGAGUGAUCUAUCAAAGUGGGAGUAUAUGCUGUGCGGCCCUUCUAGCCAAUCACUAUCCAUCGUUCCUGACCCAAAGACACUCCAAGAACCAGAAUAUGAGGAAGAAGAUGAAACCGAAGAACAGAAGCAAUUUGAGAUGCCUCCAUCUUGGGUAGCCGAAAUAGACCUUUCGCCACAAGAUAUGGAAAUGCGUUACCCUGGAGGGAUAAAAGUUAUCCGGUACAGGAAAGCCAAGCUGGAAAAGUUUGCACCUUCUCUUCGAAAAGAUGGUCUGCUGACCAGCCUUACCACUUACACAGAUCUCGAGUGCACAAAACCCAACAAAGUUAAGGAGUGGUUUAAACAUCGCAGCGAUUGUCUUGAGGAGAGAGAAGUGCAAACAGACACUAACAUGACAACCGAACGUUUCAGGCCUGGAAGGAGCGAUUUUCUCAAAUGCCACAGAUACACCACUUUGGUCACCGAGACUGAACGUCAAAUGGACUUUUAUAGUUGCGCUCACAACGACAAUCUGGCCGGAAGAAUAGAGAAGCCAUCUGAAAUUACAGAAACCUUUGAAGACCGAACAGACUUCCUCUUUCAUCGACAUGUUGUUUAUGGAAAGAGGGUCAAAGUGUCUCAGUCUGCAGCGGCUCUCGAACAGCGGCCUGUACAGAUGGUGGAAGAGAUGUUCCACAGAGAUCAUUCUAGACCGGCCGGUAAACAAGUGGCUGAACGGAGGUUUAUGCUGUCGGAGGGCCAGAUCCACGUGACAUUUCAUCUAGAAGAAGACCGAAUAUUCAGAUCUUGGCUGAAUUUCACCAAACCCAAAGAAGCAGGAGGGUUGUGGACUCGAGACAUGGUUUCCGGCUUUCAGGUGGAUCCUUUUGCGAAACCUUACAAGAACUUGGAAUUGUACCAAAUGCUUAUGGGUCUGAUGAGAGACGAGGAAGAUGUUUUGCUUAAAAUUAAAGAUUCAGAGAAAGAGGUUAAAGCAAUCCUUUCUGCGAGGGAACAAGAGGAGAGUAAUACAAAGCUUCAGAAAUCGAUAUACAACAUCUUAAGAAAUGAAACCGCAAAUCUUCACAUCAAAGAGAUGGAGCGUAUAGCUCAAGAAAAUCCCCAGCGUCAGAAAGAAAAGAAAAGGGACCCAUUGGCGCCCUUCCUAGUCGAGUUGGGACUCUCAGAACCCCUUACAUACCAGGACGCUCUUCGGUUGAAAAACGACUGCCUGGCUGAGUUUAAAAAAGGGCUUGAAUACAAAGAGAAACUCGUUCAGAAACGACUGGAAAAGGAGACCGAGGGGUUGCAGAAGAAACAGUUGUGGUACCAAACGAACCAACACACCAUGACCAAGGAGGAGAAAGACCAUUACCUCAAUUACUGUUCUGAAGCAGAGAUCAGGAUCAAGGUCGCCAAAAUGAUACACAGGCGUCACAAGGAGAAUGCACCUCAAAAGUUACUGGCACUGAAGGAAGAGCUAAAGAGAGAUCCAAGGUUGGCCCAUCAUAAUUUACCAAUGGACUAAAAGAAAGAUUCACAGCAUUGUACCGCAGUUUUCUUUUAAAUACAUUUCAAAGGAUAAAUGUCAUAGGAUUGCAGUAUUUUGUUUAGAAAAGCACAUCUAAAAAUGUUGUAAGAGCAAAAUAUGACCCUACAGACUUAAGUCAAGGUGUCAUGUCCCCACCACUUUUUGAAAUGGCUGAUUUUGUCCCCACCACUUUUUUAAAAAGCCUUUGGUUAAAAUGUUCUAAAAAAUCAAGCAAUGCCUGUGCGACUUACACUGCAAAAAUGACUUUCAUACUUAUUAUUUUUGUCUUGUUUUCUAGAAAUAUAAAUUUUUUUUAAAUGAAGAUGCUUCUUCUUGAUGAGCAAAAUGACCUAAUAAAAUAAGUCUAGUUUUUAGACAAAAGAAAUACAAGUUAAGUGAAUUUGUGAUUAAAACAAGCAAAAAUAUAUGCCAAUUGGAAAAAAAUCUUAAAAUAAGAUUUCUUUUUUCUUAAAAACUUAAAGCAAAAUGUUCUCACCCCAUUGGCAGAUAAUUUUGUUUGUUUUAACUAGACUUAUUUUCUAACGUCAUUUUGCCUAUCAAGAAAAUACAUCUUGAUUUAAGAAUUUUUAGAUAUUUCUACUGAAAACAAGACAAAAAUGAUUUUCAAGAAUUUUUUUUUUUAGUAUUUUUGUCUUGUUUUCAGUAAAAAUAUCUAAAAAUUCUUAAAUUAAGAUAAAUUAAGUCUUUAAGUUUUUAGACCAAAAAUAUCAAAUUUAAGUGAUUCUGAGCAUAAAAGCAGCAAAAAAUCUUGAAAAUUUUUCUUGAAUUUAGUGUUUAAGAAAAAUGUUCAAGAUUUUUUUGCUUACCCCAUUGGCAGAUUUUUUCUUGUUUAAUACACAAAAUCACUUAAAUUUUAUAUUUUUGGUCUACAAACUAGACUUAAUUCAUCUUAAUUUAAGAAUUGUUAGAUAUUUUUACUGAAUUUUUCUUGAAAAUAAUUUUUUUUGCAGUGUACAACAUUGUUGAGGGUUUUAUGCUGACUAUUUUUGUGUUGUUGACUGGCCUACGCCAUUUUUCCCGCCCUGCUGUAAUGUUUUUUCAUCUGAUCUUUUGUCCCCACCACUUUUCAACACAAACUGACGCCCCUGAGUCUGAGCAAACCUGCAUUGUCCAAUAAACCUCAUAUUUUUAAGGCAUUUUGCUAAGUGACAGUUCAUCCAAAGUGAAUCAUUAUUUACUCCCUUUCCAAUCAUUUAAACCGGUUUCUUUCUUCAAAACCUGAACGCAGAUUUUUUAUUGGUAUUAUUUGGGGAUUUUCUGGUUAUUCCUCUGGACCACCUCGGUCACCAUCCACUCUCAGCAACCAGAAAUUCUUUCAAAAUGACCAAAAGUUUUAAACAACUCCACUUAAAUGGUGUUUUCGCACCUAGGUCAGAUCUCACGAAAUCCAGAUUUAGAAGGUGUCCAGCAUCAGAUCUUUUAAAAAGCCCUUGAAGCCAAUUUUUUUGCACAUAUAAGAUUAGGGUCUGAACUUAUAAUAACCAUUAAUUUUAGAGGAUUUAAAAAAUAUUUCCCUAUAGAAUUAUUUAAAUUUUUUAGAUUAUCAUUAUGAAAAAUUAUCAUCACCGCAAUAUAUUACAUUAAAUAUAUGCAUUUACAAACACAUGUUUGUCAUUUUUUGGUGAAUUAUCCCUUUAAAACUGCAUAAACAACAGUUUAAACAAAGUGAAAGAGGCAAACGGUUUUUUUAAAGGUGCCAUAAGCCCUGUUCGGAUGGGAUUAGUUUUACAGGGGGACCUCUGAGAAAAUCAUGCUUCUCGGAGGUCCUCUGUGUUUUUAAUCCCGUCCGAAUCGUCCAUGUCUGUGUUUUUCUCUGAUGUUGAGAUUGGCCUGUUUUCCAGCGGUCUUUUCCAUGCGUGAUGUUUACAUAUAAAGGAGGAAACAAUACCAUUUGAGGCUCACAAUGUCAUUACCAUGGACAUAACUCUCAUUCAUCUAUGCCUAGGUAAAUACAGUUUUUAAUUUUAUGGCACCUUUAACGUUUUCAUAACAUGAAUGUGAGGAAAUAAUGCAACUUAAAUAAUGCAAUUACAUUUUUGGGUGAACUGUCCCUUUAAGCAGUUAAACACCACACACACGAACAACAAUGUUGUAGUUGUUAAAUUAUAAAAAAAACCUUUAUUGCCAUUUU